Paracoccidioides lutzii Pb01 is the source of this 540-nucleotide messenger RNA. RefSeq lists its product as hypothetical. The transcript is spliced from 4 exons. The record is from RefSeq and is a predicted model, not a curated record. Bases 1 to 540 code for a protein of 179 amino acids.
AUGGAUAUGGAUAUUAACAGCAGGGGAGCCACCCCCAUCACGGCCGAUGCUACGCAUGAAAUCAUUGCCUGUUCAAUUUUGAGCAUGGGAGCUGAUAUUCAGGCCAUGGCGGAGGCAUGUCGGAGAUCGUAUCUGAAAAAGCCGUUAUCCCAAUUUUCCAAGGUUGACCGGGUUGUCAGCAGUGAGCCACGCGUUCCGGAUAACGGGAAAGAUUCUUUUACGUUGGAAGGUUUGGAGGAGCCAUUUCAAACCGGUAUUAUUCGUACGGUUAACUCUGAUCAUCCCGCCCGUCAUGUUGGCGUUGAGCUGAGACUUUUACCCAAGGAAAAAGCCAGUGCAUUUUCUAUUGAAGUUUCCGAAGGUUACACCGAGAAUCCCCCCAAAAUAACUCGACGUGCUGGGUUAAAGCGGCGGUCCAUCGUAACAUUAUUCCAGGGGGCCGAAACUGAUGCGGACACAGCAAUUCCCGGUGAGUUGGGGGUCAACCCGUAUAUUAUCGGGGAAAUGCUGUGCAUGAAAGAGGGAUCUUCCUGUGGUUAG